GUGCUGGGGGUGCUGCUGGCGCUGCUGCCGCCCCCCGCCCCGGCCGAGACCUUCUCGGCGAUGCUGAGCGUGCGGGGAGCGCUGGGGACUGAGCUCCGCCUGCUCCGCCGGCUCCGCGCGUACCUGCGGGACGAGAGCUCCCGCCUGCGCCGCCUCCGCAGGUUCUACCAGAAGGUGCAGGCGCUGCACCAGCACCCCAAGGCCUCAGUGGACAACCCCUUGCUGGCCUUCAGCCUCAUCAARCGGCUCCACUCGGACUGGCCCAACGUCAUCUACAGCGACGAGGCCACCGAGAACAGCCAGGCGUUCCAUGCUGGCCUCAGGGAGGUGGAGCAGGAGCUGCCUGGAGCUGAGGACCUGGAGGGGGCAGCCAGGGCGCUGAUGAGGCUGCAGGACGUGUACGCCCUCAGUGUCAAGGGCCUGGCCAGGGGCAUCUUCCAGAGAGACGGGCACCCGCCCCUCUACAGCCCCGAGCCCCGCGUGCCCCUCUCUGCCGACGACUGCUUCCACGUGGGAAAGGUGGCCUAUGACAUGGGUGACCAUUACCACUCCAUCGCGUGGCUCGAGGAGGCCGUCAGCCUCUUCCGCCUCUCCUACGGCAGCUGGAACCCGGAGGACAGCAGCAGCCUGGAGGAUGCUCUGGACCAUCUGGCCUUCUCCUACUUCAUGGCUGGGAACAUCUCUCACGCCUUGAGCCUCUCCAGGGAGUUUCUCCACUAUGAUCCCAACAACCMCAGGGUGCUGAGGAACGUGGCCAAGUACGAGAAGCUGUUGGAGAUGGGGACAGGGACGAGGGGCAGCCCCCUGCAGCGCCCCAACAGCCCCCGCCUGCAGAGCCGCGACGCCUACGAGGAGCUGUGCCAGCGCCGCGGGGCACAGAGCCCAGAGCGGCUCCCACAGCUCAGCUGCUCCUACGAGACCAACAGCAGCCCCUACCUGGUCCUGCAGCCCGCCAAGAAGGAGACGGUGCGGCUGCGACCCUUCGUGGCUCUGUACCACGAUUUCAUCAGCGACGCCGAGGCUGAGACCAUCAAGGGCUUGGCAGGGCCCUGGCUGCAGAGAUCCGUGGUCGCCUCAGGGGAGAAGCAGCAGAAGGCAGAUUACAGGAUAAGCAAGAGUGCGUGGCUGAAGGACACCGCUGACCCCGUGGUGCGGGCGCUGGACCGGAGAAUCGCCGCCCUCACCGGCCUGGACCUGCGGCCACCCUACGCCGAGUACCUGCAGGUGGUCAACUACGGCCUGGGGGGCCACUACGAGCCACACUUCGACCACGCCACGUCCCUGAAGAGCCCCCUGUACAGAAUGAAGUCGGGGAACAGGAUCGCCACCGUCAUGAUCUACCUGAGCCCAGUGGAAGCUGGAGGCUCCACUGCUUUCAUCUAUGCCAACUUCAGCGUGCCCGUGGUGAAGAACGCGGCUCUUUUCUGGUGGAACCUGCGCAGGAACGGGGACGGCGAUGGGGACACGCUCCAUGCCGGCUGCCCUGUGCUCGCUGGCUCCAAGUGGGUGGCCAAUAAAUGGAUCCACGAGCACGGGCAGGAGUUCCGGCGGCCGUGCAGCACUGACCCGCGGGACUGAGCUCUGUGGGAUCACAGAUCGGGGGACAUCGUCUGCAGUGGCACAGCCACCCCACAGCGUGUCCCCGAGGGAGGAUCACAGAUCAGGGGACAUCAUCUGCAGUGGCAAAGCCACCCCACACAGCGUGUCCCCGAGGGAGGAUCACAGAUCGUGGGACAUCACCAGGAGGUGGCAAAGCCACCCCACAGCGUGUCCCCGA
This is a messenger RNA of Malurus melanocephalus (red-backed fairy wren), 1777 nucleotides long. RefSeq names its product prolyl 4-hydroxylase subunit alpha 3 (gene P4HA3). Gene Ontology annotation, biological process: peptidyl-proline hydroxylation to 4-hydroxy-L-proline. The record is from RefSeq and is a predicted model, not a curated record. Gene Ontology annotation, cellular component: endoplasmic reticulum. NCBI's taxonomy places the organism in Eukaryota, Metazoa, Chordata, Aves, Passeriformes, Maluridae. Gene Ontology annotation, molecular function: protein binding; L-ascorbic acid binding; procollagen-proline 4-dioxygenase activity. The transcript has 13 exons. The coding region runs from base 61 to 1578 and encodes 505 amino acids.